UCAUCUUGUGGUUUCUCCACAUUGCUGGUGGAUAGAAGUGCAGCAUAAUGGAAAGUCUUAACAACUAUUUAUUUAAAUAUAAGGGCUAUGUUUUCGCAAAAGGUGAAACCACCGGGGAGUACAUUGACUCUCUUCAGCAUUUUGAGAUUCGUGACGGUGAUGUUUUUUUGGUGACGUAUCCCAAGUCAGGUACAAUAUGGACACAGAACAUUAUAAAUUUAAUUUGUGAGGACGCUGCAGACAAAACAAAAUUUCCCAACAAUCUUGAGAAGAUGCCUUGGUUAGAGUACCGUGAAGGCCGACCUGACUAUUCCUUGCGCCCGUCUCCACGGUUAUUUGCCACCCAUCUCACACCCACACUGAUGCCACCAGGCCUUAGGGACAAAAGAGGAAAGCAGAUCGUGUAUGUGCUUAGAAAUCCAAAAGACAAUGCAGUGUCAUAUUAUCACUUUAGCCUCGUCUGGGCCAAGCUUGAGACACCCAAGAACUUUGAAGACUUUCUGCAGCAGUAUCUAGCAGGAAAUGUUGGCGGUUCAUCUUGGUUUGAUCAUGUCCGAGAGUGGUACAGUAAAAGAGACCAGUACAGCAUCCUUUUCCUGUCAUAUGAGGACAUGGUCAUGGAUCUCAGGACAGCGGUGGAGAAAAUCAGCAAGUUCUUGGAGAAAAAUCUGGAUGACGCUGCUAUCGCACAUAUUGUUGAGAAGGCCACUUUUAAAAACAUGAAGAAGGACCCGAGAGCAAACUAUGAAUUCAUUCCUGGUGAUCGACUGCUUAAGCCCCAAUUCAUGCGCAAAGGCACAGUAGGAGAUUGGAAGAACACAUUCACUGUGGCACAAAAUGAGAUGUUUGACCAGAUCUUCAAAGAAAGAAUGAAAAACAUACCACUGCACUUCAUCUGGGACUUAGACGCCAAAACAAACUGAAACUAUUCACAAAACAAAAGAACCAGCAUGUUUUGCCAUUGGACCUUAAACACGGUUUACUGGUAAUGUUAAAAACUUCCAAAUAAAUGAUCGUUUCUGAA
Messenger RNA from Sinocyclocheilus rhinocerous, 1024 nucleotides. RefSeq names its product sulfotransferase family 3, cytosolic sulfotransferase 1 (gene sult3st1). The record is from RefSeq and is a predicted model, not a curated record. NCBI's taxonomy places the organism in Eukaryota, Metazoa, Chordata, Actinopteri, Cypriniformes, Cyprinidae. The transcript is spliced from 6 exons. The coding region runs from base 48 to 923 and encodes 291 amino acids. Gene Ontology annotation, molecular function: sulfotransferase activity.